Molecule: messenger RNA, 297 nt
Organism: Protopolystoma xenopodis
Lineage: Eukaryota; Metazoa; Platyhelminthes; Monogenea; Polystomatidea; Polystomatidae
Source: the annotation of a GenBank genome assembly
AUGUCCCCGAAUUUACUCGAACAUUUUAAACAGACCCAUCCAAAUAGCUCUUGCACUUUUGACCUUUACCAGUGUAAAUACUGCCAGCUUGUUUCUACGUCCUCAGCCAUCUUGAUUGAGCACGCGACCCUAGCACACCUGGGAAAAGAAGGCAAAGAGGCCAAAAACCUAACGCUCCAUUACUCUGCAUUUCACGGGAUCAAAAAUGUUGCCCCUGCUCAGAUGGCUCUGAUCAAGAGAUUGUCUACCACGCGUCAUUUCAGAGUUGGACUUCUCCGUCACCAAAUCGAAGGAUAA